CCUAUGGAUAUGGAUUCUUCACUUUUUGCAUCUUACAUCCACUGUAUACACAUCUCACCACCUCUUUGAAACGCUCGCCUCGGCUGUUGCCGAGUGUAUACGUCUGCAAUUCUCUAUCAAUCUAAUCUUUUGCCCAAAAGAUAAUCGUUCACUUAUCUACCGUUCCCGCCGUGCGCAUUGUACAAAAUAACCAACAAGUCAGACACGAGCACUUGAUUGCUGCUUGAGACCCUACCGACCCGCCGUCGUUUGAUAUACCUUGAUCGAGAUACACAAACGAGCGAGGAGAAACCCAAGAACGCAGGCGAAACAAGAAGACAAACAACAGAAGCGUCCAAGAACUGCGUAUCGCUCCCCGAUUCCACACGACCAAGCGGGCCCCUCCAGUGGGAAUACUUGUAAUGUUUAUAUCCAAAAUCCUCCGCAUACCACGCCGGUGACUAUCCAACAUGCGACGAGACGUCGAGACACGACCAGUCCGUCCCGGGGCGCCGCCCUCAUGGGGCUCCAUUCCGAACAAAUUCCAAAUCUUUCUCCUGUUUACCGUGCGCUUCGUCGACUUCUUCCAACAAGCUGCUCUGCAGGCGUACAUGUUUUAUCAGUUGAAAUCGUUCCGCCCCGACGCCGACGACAGCCAAAUAUCAUUCGAGGCAGGUGUGUUGCAAGGCAUCUUCACGGCCGCACAAGUCUUCACAGGCAUACUCUGGGGACGAGUCGCAGAUUCACCACGCUUCGGUCGCAAAACAGUCUUGCUCAUCGGCCUGACGGGCCAGGGCAUAAGUUGUAUCGGCGUGGCCUUCUCGCGGAGUUUCACUGUGGCCGCGAUAUGGCGAUGCUUGGGUGGUGCGGUCAACGCGACUGUCGGCGGCGCGAGGACGUCCCUUGCCGAGAGCACCGAGAAGAAAUACCACAGUCGCACAUUCUUGAUCUUGCCGCUGGCAUGGAACGUGGCCAACAUCUUUGGUCCGCUGGUCGGCGGGUUGCUCGCGGACCCGGUCACGAAUUACCCUGGCUUAUUCGGCGCGGAAUCUACAUUCGGUGGUAACACGGGAGUGCAAUGGCUGCAACGCUUCCCUUAUGCCCUGCCGAACAUGUUCUGCGCGCUUGUCAUGUUCGCGGAUGCAGUCCUGAUAUGGACGUCUUUGCGAGAGACGUUGGCGAGCAGGAAAUUCUCGCGAGACCGUGGGAUCGAGAUCGCGGAGAUCAUCCGGUACAAGAUCGAUCGGCUUGUCUUUCGUAAAUUCGGGUACAGUCUGGUCAGCGACGUCGGACCAGAUACCGUCGAGGAUGACGAGAAUCAGCCAUCUAGCACACAGCUCUCGUCACUGUCAAAGACGAAAGCGGAUGACAGAGAUGCAGAUGGAGAUCGACCCGAUGCGAAACAACAGCAGCAACAGCAACAGGCUGCCGUUGCGGCAGCCGCACCACCAUUCUACCACGCCCUCACACCCAAUGUGCUUAUGGUCCUUGCGACCGUGGCGGCAAUGGAUUUCCAAAUGGGCGGGUUUGCGCAACUGUGGACAGUCUUUCUGUCGUCUGCCCGGCGCACCGACGCUGAGCGUUCGACGAUCGCUCUACCGUUUUACUUUACUGGCGGUCUGCAGUUCUCGCUGCCGACGAUUGGUCUCGCGAUGUCGAUUCUAGGAUUCGUCGGCAUCAUAUUGCAACUCACGCUUUAUCCGAACAUCAACGCGCGGUACGGCCUGUUGCGCAGCUUCCGCGUGUCAUUACUUGUCUUCCCGCUGGCCUACGCACUUGCACCGUAUCUGAGUCUAUUGAUCAAUCACACUUUUAUGCUAUGGUGUGGUAUUGUCGUGGUUGUAAUCUUGCAAGUUGCGGCGCGGACGUUUGCUAUCCCGGGUUCGGUUUUGUUGAUCAACAACUCGAGUCCGGGACCGCAAUUGUUGGGGACGAUUCAUGGGAUGGGCGCAGCGACGAGCAGUGCCUUCCGGACGAUUGGGCCGAUUGUGGCGGGACAUUGGUAUGGGCAGGGGCUGGAGAAGGGGAUUGUGGGUUGGGCUUGGUGGUGGUUGGCGCUGGUGAGUUUGGUGGGUGUCUUGCCUAGUUUGUGGGCGAAGGAUGGGAAGUAGAGUUUAUUGUCUGCAAUCUGCGUUGCCUUUCUGCGAGGUGUUGGGGACUUGGGUGUGGACUUCAACUGCAUAUUUUCGAACUAUGAUCUGUAUAUAUCACUGGCAAAUCUACCCAGCUUGCGAUGUCGAGUCAUGAAACUGCUUGACUACAU
Molecule: messenger RNA, 2242 nt
Organism: Exophiala viscosa
Lineage: Eukaryota; Fungi; Ascomycota; Eurotiomycetes; Chaetothyriales; Herpotrichiellaceae
Product: major facilitator superfamily domain-containing protein
Exons: 1
Coding region: 450-2090 (546 amino acids)
Biological process (GO): transmembrane transport
Molecular function (GO): transmembrane transporter activity
Source: RefSeq, a predicted model, not a curated record